GUUACUUUAGAUUUGUCUAAGAAGUCAGUUAACAUUUUAACAUUCCCUUCUGUUCUUUGUUUUAAAGAAAGCUCUGAUUUUGUUUCAUUUUCAGCUGGAGACGUAAAUGACACCAAGCAAAGCCUACUUAGUUUAGAUUAUCAGAAAUUGACUGAUGAAAAAUCAAACAUGAACUUUGUAGUUUUGUUUUGUUUUGUUCUUAUCAUUGUUGAAACUGAUGCUGGACAAAAUGAAGAAAUUCCCAGGAAGCAAAAGAGGAAGAUGUACCAUAAAAAACUGAGGAAAAGUCCCUCACCCAACCGUAGAUCAAAUAGACAGCUGGAAAUUUGGCAAACAGGGACUGCUACGCCAGUUGCAAGACUGCCCAUCCUAAACUUGGACGACAGCAUGGAGGAAAAAUUCGAACCCUUGUUACGUGGUGUUGGAGUAGAAUCAAGCUACAGUGUGCUACCAGGAAAGAAGGGGCACUGCUUGGUAAAGGGUAUGACCAUGUACAACAAAGCUGUUUGGUCUCCUGAUCCUUGCACCACCUGCCUCUGCUCAAAUGGAAGAGUGCUUUGUGAUGAAAUGAUGUGCCACCCCCAGAGGUGCCCCCGGACAGUGACACCUGAAGGAGAAUGCUGCCCAGUCUGCUCUGACACUGCCUUCUAUUCUGUACUGAAUGAUAUAGUAUUCAAUGACAGCAAUGAAUUUUCUGGUGAUUCUUCAGAACAAAGAGAAUCUACCAAUUUACUUCAUAAGCAACUGCCACCUCCUCAGGUGGAAAUGGACCAAGUAUUAAGUAAAGAAGCACUUCAAUCUGAAAAGGAUGAAGGAGAAAUUAAAGAAGAUAUGGAGCAAAAGAAAGAGACCUCUGGACCUAGAGAUCAGGGAAGACUUCACAAGGAGGGGAAGAGCAGAGGAGAGAGAAGGCAGAGGCCUGGAGAGAAGAGGAGGCCCAUAUAUCAACGACUACAGAAAGGACGGGAGGAGGAGGAGAGGGAGGAAGAGGAGGAGUGGGAAAAAGAAGAGGGGGAGAGGGAGGAGAAUGAGAGAGAGGCGGGAGAAGAGGAAGAAGGAGAGGAGGAAGAAGAAGAAGAAGAAGAAGAGGAGGAAGAGGGCCCUGUAAGAGGAGAUGUGUUUCGAACACGCUCUCGAGUCUUCUCGCCUGUUCCUCCCAGAGGCAGGCCACGCCUGCCAAGUGGGUGCUCUCUGUCCUAUAAGACCAUCAGCUGUGCCUACGUUGCCCUCACCCAGAUACCACCACUGAUGGCACCAGAGAUAACGAGUCUGGAACUGGUUGGCAACUCCAUCACCUCCAUCCCGGAUGAAGCGUUUAAUGGAUUACCCAAUUUGGAAAGGCUUGAUCUGAGCAAAAAUAAUAUCACCUCUUCAGGCAUAGGCCCCAAAGCAUUCAAGGUUCUGAAGAAGUUAGUAAGUUUGAAUAUGGAUGAAAAUAAUUUGAUACAGAUUCCUUCAGAAUUACCAUCUACAUUAGAAGAACUGAAAAUCAAUGAGAACAAUCUUCAGGCCAUCGACGAAAAUAGUUUAUCAGACUUAAAUCAGUUGGUCACCUUAGAAUUGGAAGAAAACAAUCUCAGUGAAACCAAUGUCAAUCCUUCAGCUUUCAGACCUUUGAAGAACUUAUCUUAUCUGCGUUUGGGAAAAAAUAAAUUUAGAAUUAUACCCCAGGGUCUUCCAGCUUCUAUUGAGGAACUACACCUAGAACAUAACCAAAUCGAGGAAAUAACUGAGAUCUGUUUCAAUCACACGAGAAAGAUCACUGUGGUCGUUCUGCGUCACAACAAGAUAGAGGAGAGUAGGAUUGCUCCUCUGGCGUGGAUACACCAGGAACAUCUCGAGUCCAUAGAUCUCUCCUACAACAAGCUCUACCACGUCCCCUCCUACCUGCCCAAGGCCCUGCUGCACCUCGUGCUUGUGGGCAACCAGAUCGAACGGAUCCCUGGCUACGUGUUCGGCCACAUGGAGCCAGGCCUGGAGUACUUGUACCUGUCAUUUAACAAACUCUCUGAUGACGGCGUGGACCUCGUCUCUUUCUAUGGGGCGUAUCAUUCUCUGAGGGAGUUAUUUCUGGAUCACAAUGACCUAAAAUCUAUACCACCGGGCAUAGAAGAAAUGAAAGCACUACACUUUUUGAGACUGAACAACAAUAAGAUAAGGAAUGUCCUCCCAGAACAAAUCUGCAAUGCUCAAGAGGAUAGUGACUCGACUCUGGAACAUCUUCACCUGGAAAACAACUACAUUAAAACUAGAGAAAUCUCACCCUAUGCAUUUUCAUGCAUAAGAUCAUAUUCAAGUAUCGUUCUUACACCACAAAAAAUCAAGUAAUCCCAAGUUUCCUUUGCCAUUUAUACUGAUGCAUUUCGCUCCUAUCUGGACAGCAGCAGCAUUGGCCAUUGAUAAUCCCGUUAUACUUAGUGUCAUUAUGCUCGCCAGUCUGAUUCACCAACCCACACGUGAACAACCAGAAGUGCACCUACGAGGUGUGUCCCAGGAGUCCUGGCAAAGUGAGAACCUCCAGUGUCCCACCUAUGAAAAGAAGCUCUCUCACCAGGAUAGGUUAUACAGGCUUACCUAGGCACAGGGACUCUGGCACAAGUAUAUUCUCUACCAUCAACCUGAGUCCUUCUGUAGGUUGAGAAUUUGCUCAGUCCUUUUUAAAAUGAUCUAUUAUGGCUUCAGACCAAGGAGUGUACUGGCAGGAAAAAAGCCCAGAAUUUAUAAACUGGUGUUAUUAUUCUGUUAAAGCAAUAAUGGGACUGGUGGUUGGUGUAAUGGUUAUGUCACUGGACUCCCCCAUGUAGUUGACCGCAGUUUGAGUCUCGGACCUGGUGGC
Tupaia belangeri chinensis (Chinese tree shrew) is the source of this 2836-nucleotide messenger RNA. It is a transcript of the gene ECM2, whose product is annotated as extracellular matrix protein 2. Gene Ontology annotation, cellular component: extracellular matrix. Gene Ontology annotation, biological process: positive regulation of cell-substrate adhesion; extracellular matrix organization. The transcript has 10 exons. The record is from RefSeq and is a predicted model, not a curated record. Gene Ontology annotation, molecular function: heparin binding; protein binding; collagen V binding. The coding region runs from base 169 to 2328 and encodes 719 amino acids. Lineage: Eukaryota; Metazoa; Chordata; Mammalia; Scandentia; Tupaiidae.